AUGGCCGGCCAGUCCAAGGUCUCGCCGCCCAUACGGGCCCGCACCGUGAAGAGCAUCAUUGCCCACCUAACGCAGCUCUACCUCCAGAACCGCACGCGCAUCUCCCGUGCCGUCUACCUAACCCUCUUUGUAGCCCUCAUCAACCGCGUGCGGCACGCCAUUGCCGAGCAGAAGGCCGCCUCGCAGAGGGAGGCGGCCAAGCGCGCCGAGCGAACGGGUACCAUAUCCGCCGCUGGGGCAGGUGACACGGAUGCCACGAAGAAGAAGAGGGUCGAGCUCAACCGCGAGUUCUUCCGCUCGCUGCUGCGGCUGCUGCGCAUCGUGGUGCCCGGCUGGCGCAGCAAAGAGACUCGUCUACUUAUCAGCCACAGCUUCUUUUUGGUUGUUAGGACGCUCAUCAGUCUCAAGGUCGCGGCGAUGGACGGUGCAAUUGUGAAGAGCCUCGUGAAGGGCAACGGCAAGGAGUUCCUGAUGCGCAUCGUGUGGUGGAUGUUGAUUGCUGUGCCGGCCACCUUCACAAACUCCAUGCUGUCAUGGCAUCAAGCCGAGUUGUCACUGAAGUACCGCACGCGAUUGACGCAACAUAUCCACGACAAAUACCUUUCACAGUUGACGUUCUAUGGCAUCUCUGCGCUUGACGACAGGAUAAAGAAUCCCGACCAGCUGAUUGCUGUUGAUGUUGCGAAGUUCUCUAACAGUCUGGCGGAACUAUAUAGUAACCUGGCGAAGCCCAUAUUAGACAUGACAAUAUAUACAUGGUCGCUCUCCAAGAGUGUGGGCGGGGAAGGUGUAGUCUUUAUGUCACUGCUCGUGCAGCUUUCCGCAAAUGUCAUGCGGGCGCUUACGCCCCCAUUCGGGAAAUACGUUGCGGACGAAGCGCGCCUGGAAGGCGAGUUCCGUUUCCAACACUCCAGAUUAAUAGACCACAGCGAAGAGGUGGCGCUGUACUCGGGCCAUGAAGUCGAGAAAGACACGCUCGACAAGGGGUACUUCACCUUGAUCAAGCAUGUCAACUAUAUCCUCCGACGGCGCUUCUACCAUGGAUUCAUGGAAGACUUUGUUAUCAAAUAUUUCUGGGGAGCGCUAGGACUGCUGUUGUGCAGUGUCCCCGUGUUCUUCAAGAUCCCUGGCCAGGUAGCCUUGAACAUGGGAGACAGGACCGAGACAUUUGUGACAAAUCGUCGCAUGUUGCUAUCCGCUUCCGACGCAUUUGGCAGAGUCAUGUUCUCAUACAGAGAAAUUAUGGAGCUUGCUGGCUACACAUCGCGAGUUGCUACCCUGUUGGAAGUCAUGGAUGACAUUCAAGCGGGCCAGUUCGAGAAGAGGCUGGUGUCUAGCGCUGGCACUGAGGAUAACGCAGCUGUGCUUAAGGGGAGAGGUAAGGUCAUUGAGAGCAAGGACAUUGAGUUCAUUGAUGUCCCCAUCAUCUCGCCCAACGGCGAUGUUCUCGUCAAGGCCCUCUCAUUCUCCCUCAAGCAAGGCGACCAUCUGCUGGUUGUUGGACCCAAUGGGUGCGGCAAGUCCUCACUCUUCCGCAUUCUUGGUGGUCUCUGGCCUGUAUAUGGUGGCACUGUUUAUAAGCCGCCCUUCACCGAUAUCUUCUACAUCCCGCAGCGGCCAUACCUGUCGCGCGGCUCCCUGCGGCAGCAGAUCACCUACCCCGACGGCCUACGCACUAUGCGUGCCAAGGGUGUCACCGACGCUGAUCUGAUGGAGAUUCUGCGCCUUCUCAACCUUGAGAACCUGGUCGAGCUGUACGACGAGGGGUGGGACGCCGAGGCUGAGUGGCGUGAUGUUCUAUCCGGCGGUCUCCAGCAGCGCGUAGCAAUGGCGCGUCUAUUCUACCAUAAGCCGCGCUAUGCAAUUCUCGACGAGUGCACGAGCUCCGUGACGCUCGACACGGAGAAAGUCAUGUAUGAUAACGCGAAGGCAAUGGGCAUCACGCUCAUGACGGUCAGCCACCGUCGGAGUUUGUGGAAAUACCACAGCCGUAUCCUACAAUUUGACGGGCAGGGCAACUAUGUCUUCACAAAGCUUGAUGCUGACAGGCGGCUGAAGCUCGAGGACGAGAAGGAGGACCUUGAAGUCUUAUUAAGACAGGUGCCAGAGCUUGAGAGGAGAGUACAGGAGUUGACUGCAUCGUAG
Molecule: messenger RNA, 2145 nt
Organism: Phaeoacremonium minimum UCRPA7
Lineage: Eukaryota; Fungi; Ascomycota; Sordariomycetes; Togniniales; Togniniaceae
Product: putative atp-binding cassette sub-family d member 1 protein
Exons: 4
Coding region: 1-2145 (714 amino acids)
Biological process (GO): fatty acid beta-oxidation; peroxisome organization; very long-chain fatty acid catabolic process
Cellular component (GO): peroxisomal membrane
Molecular function (GO): long-chain fatty acid transmembrane transporter activity; ATP hydrolysis activity; ATP binding
Source: RefSeq, a predicted model, not a curated record